Molecule: messenger RNA, 11893 nt
Organism: Sphaeramia orbicularis (orbiculate cardinalfish)
Lineage: Eukaryota; Metazoa; Chordata; Actinopteri; Kurtiformes; Apogonidae
Gene: ago2
Product: argonaute RISC catalytic component 2
Exons: 20
Coding region: 206-2818 (870 amino acids)
Biological process (GO): regulatory ncRNA-mediated gene silencing; regulation of DNA-templated transcription
Cellular component (GO): RISC complex
Molecular function (GO): RNA binding; protein binding; endoribonuclease activity, cleaving siRNA-paired mRNA
Source: RefSeq, a predicted model, not a curated record
UGUGUUGGGGGGAUGGGGCCGUGCCGAGGAUGAGAGACUCUAAAUAUUUACCACUUGGCUAACUAAAUAUCUUUAUUUCCGAACUGGACUUCCCUUAUUUCCGGAGAUAUCUAUACUUUUCGAUCACGUAUGAGUUUAGGUCUAAUUGAGUAAAAAUAAAGUGGAGUAGCCAUACGUCCACGGCACACGUUAAAAAGUCGACAAAAUGUAUUCCUCUGCUGGAGCUUCUGAGAUGCUUGAGGGACCCCGGUCCUCUGGGUCAGUAAGCUCUGACCCCCCAUCUUCCCCUGUGCCAGAAUAUGUGUUCAAGCCACCAUCCCGGCCAGAUUUUGGCACCAUGGGUAGAACAAUCAAGCUCCAGGCCAACUUCUUUGAGAUGGAAAUCCCCAAACUGGAGGUCUAUCAUUAUGACAUUGACAUCAAGCCUGAAAAAUGCCCUAGGAGGGUCAACCGUGAAAUAGUGGAGCACAUGGUCCAGCACUUUAAAACACAGAUCUUUGGUGAUCGAAAGCCAGUGUAUGACGGGAGGAAGAAUCUCUACACUGCCAUGCCCUUGCCCAUAGGCAGAGACAAAGUGGAGCUUGAGGUGACCAUUCCUGGUGAAGGCAAGGAUCGCAGCUUCAAAGUAUCAAUCAAGUGGGUGUCCUGCGUCAGUCUGCAGGCUCUGCAUGAAGCACUAUCAGGGAGGCUGCCCAGUGUCCCCUUUGAGACCAUCCAGGCCUUGGAUGUUGUCAUGAGACAUUUGCCCUCUAUGAGGUAUACUCCUGUGGGCCGCUCUUUCUUCACUCCCUCAGAGGGAUGUUCAAACCCACUUGGUGGUGGCAGAGAAGUGUGGUUUGGUUUCCACCAGUCUGUCAGACCUUCCCUUUGGAAAAUGAUGCUCAACAUUGAUGUUUCGGCCACUGCAUUCUACAAAGCCCAGCCUGUUAUUGAAUUCAUGUGUGAGGUCCUGGAUUUCAAAAGCAUUGAAGAACAACAGAAGCCCUUAACAGAUUCUCAGCGAGUGAAAUUUACUAAAGAAAUCAAAGGAUUGAAGGUAGAGAUAACUCACUGUGGGCAGAUGAAGAGGAAGUACAGAGUAUGCAACGUGACCCGACGACCAGCCAGCCACCAAACGUUUCCCUUGCAGCAAGAGAAUGGCCAAACUAUUGAAUGCACAGUAGCACAGUACUUUAAAGACAAGUACAAGCUCAUCCUGCGAUACCCCCAUCUUCCAUGUCUUCAAGUGGGGCAGGAGCAGAAGCACACCUACCUGCCUCUAGAGGUGUGUAACAUAGUGGCAGGACAGCGCUGUAUCAAAAAGUUGACGGACAAUCAGACCUCCACAAUGAUUCGUGCCACGGCCCGAUCAGCACCAGACCGUCAAGAUGAGAUUAGUAAAUUGAUGAGAAGUGCCAACUUCAACACUGACCCUUACGUUCGUGAAUUUGGAGUGAUGGUGAGAGACGAGAUGACAGAGGUGAACGGUCGCGUCCUGCAGGCCCCUUCUAUUCUUUAUGGAGGCAGGAACAAAGCAAUAGCCACACCAAUUCAGGGAGUGUGGGACAUGAGGAACAAGCAGUUCCAUACUGGCAUCGAGAUCAAAGUGUGGGCUAUCGCCUGCUUUGCACCACAGAGGCAGUGCACUGAACUCCUACUCAAAGCGUUCACUGACCAGCUGAGGAAAAUCUCCCGAGAUGCAGGGAUGCCCAUCCAGGGUCAGCCCUGCUUUUGUAAAUAUGCCCAGGGUGCGGACAGUGUGGAACCCAUGUUCAGACACCUGAAAUACACCUAUCAAGGCCUCCAGCUAGUGGUCGUCAUCCUACCAGGGAAGACGCCUGUGUAUGCUGAGGUGAAACGUGUUGGGGACACGGUGCUCGGCAUGGCCACACAGUGUGUACAAGUGAAGAAUGUUCAAAAAACAACCCCUCAGACCCUCUCCAACCUCUGUCUGAAGAUCAACGUCAAGCUGGGCGGUGUCAAUAACAUCUUACUUCCACAGGGCAGACCGUUGGUGUUCCAACAGCCAGUUAUCUUUCUUGGAGCGGAUGUGACUCAUCCGCCUGCAGGAGAUGGAAAGAAACCUUCCAUUGCUGCAGUUGUUGGCAGCAUGGAUGCUCAUCCCAGCCGUUACUGUGCCACAGUCAGAGUACAGCAGCACCGCCAGGACAUCAUCCAGGACCUGGCCACCAUGGUCCGGGAGCUGCUCAUCCAGUUCUACAAAUCCACUCGCUUCAAGCCCACUAGAAUCAUCUACUACCGCGACGGUAUCUCUGAGGGCCAAUUCAACCAGGUUCUUCAGCAUGAGCUGCUGGCGAUCCGUGAGGCUUGUAUUAAACUGGAGAAGGACUACCAACCCGGUAUCACCUUUGUGGUUGUGCAGAAGAGACACCACACAAGACUGUUCUGUAUGGACAGAAAUGAAAGGGUUGGAAAGAGUGGCAACAUUCCUGCAGGCACCACAGUGGACACCAAGAUCACGCACCCAUCAGAAUUUGAUUUCUACCUUUGCAGUCACGCUGGCAUACAGGGUACCAGCAGACCGUCUCACUACCAUGUGCUCUGGGACGACAACCACUUCUCUUCAGAUGAACUGCAGGUCCUCACCUACCAGCUUUGCCACACCUAUGUGCGCUGCACGCGGUCAGUGUCCAUCCCAGCACCAGCCUACUACGCCCAUUUGGUGGCUUUCCGUGCUCGCUAUCACUUGGUGGACAAAGAGCAUGACAGUGCUGAAGGCAGUCACACAUCAGGCCAGAGUAAUGGCCGGGACCACCAGGCCUUGGCUAAGGCUGUUCAGAUCCAUCAAGACACCCUGCGCACCAUGUACUUUGCCUGAGAGCACAGAGCCCCAGGUCAACUUGGGUGAGACCCUGCUGAUGGACCACACUACCCCUCGCUGUCUCACCAUCACUGUAGAUAGCACCACAGUGGUUUCACAUCAUGAUCUCCUAAACAGACCUGUCAGUUACCAGUUUGUCUCCAGUUGUAUUUCAGUCGACAUGUACAAGCCCCUGACCCACAAAUACCAAACCAGCUAUUAGAGUGUAUGAUGCAAAAGAAUUAGUCUUUGUACGAACAGAGCUGGAAAAGGGUUCACUUUUCAUGUUGUGCAUUAGUAUAUAUUUGUAUUCUUGUAGGGAAAUACGUUGCAAAGUAUGAGAGGAAAAGGAUAAGUUUGUACACUGAUAGAUGAAAUCUACCAUUUCAAAACUAGGGGGCAGGAUCAUUACAGAUAGGGUGGUUUUUAACUUGCUUCUCCUGUUAUGUUUAUUAAGGUCUCGGUGCUUUUCCAGGAGAAGGUGACUUAAAAAAAAUGGGGGCGGGGGGCUCGUUCACUGUUUAUAUGCCUAAUGAUUUGCUUCUCUGACAAACAUUAUUUAUCAGCCAAUCAAAGCAAAGUGCACUGACCAGAAUGGGUACUUCAAUCAGGACAAAAGUACUUAAUAUAUUAAGGGUUGCGUGUGAUUUUUCACAUAGGGCACUAUGUGAUGAAAAGUGCCAUUUGAGACCAUCUUUCUGUUUUUUAUUUCUGUGUAAAACUAUGAACUGUUCGGCCCACGUGUGCUGGGUUUUCAGUAUUUGUCCGUGAUCGACACUGAUGACCGUUUUUAUGCCAAAUCUGAUGACAACUCAGUCAAAGAUUCACAUCAGAUUUGUUCAACCCUUGAACACUUAGUUUAUUAUAGAUGAGGACUUGUAUUGUUUGAGAGAACAAUCCUUCUCAGCCUCUUCUUAGUCUGAACUGAUCAAGUUGCACCAGAAACCUAACUCCCAUCCCGAGAAGUAGUGUAUUGGGACUGGAUCCCAACAAAGACACCUUUUUAAUGUACUCUGAGCCGUGUUGAUAAAAGAAACAUGAUGUAGAAAGCAACACAGGGGAGCACAAUGAAAUCAUGUUUGUUCCCUUGUGUUUUUAUAGUCGAUUUCAGUCAUUUUUCUAAUGAAUAUGCAUGUAGCGGACUCAUGUUUUAGACAUCUAGGCAUUUGUGAUAAUUGUUUCUUUCUUCCUUUAUACUCAUUAACCCUUCUAUUUUUUUAUGUAUAUAGCAGCAGGAUAGUGUUUCUGCAGUGUCUUUGUCGGAGUGGGAUAUUUGUGUGGCGUCUCCAUAUCCAGGCAUUCGGUACUUUGGAGUGAGAGCAGCUGCAACAUUUCAGAACCCCCCCCCCCAACCCCCCAGUAAAUAAAAAACUCUUUAAAUAUAGUGUUCGCUCCUAGAAGCAGGAGGAGAAAAGCAUCGCACAAAGCUUGGGUUUUAUGCAAAUGACUUUUUGUGAGUCUUUAUACUAUGUAGUAACGUUGGUAAUAAGGUAUAUUUUGAAUAAGCUUUCAGUGGAGGCUGCUGAAAUUAUAGAGAAUUUUUUAAUACAACUGGCCCACAUGUAGUCUAAAUCAACACUGUCUAUUUGUAUACAGAUUUUAAAUGCAAAUAUCCUCUUGCCUUGUGAAGACUGUUGAAGUCUUACUAAUAAUUUUAGACAUUUCCUAACUUCCCACCUAAGUUUUACUACCAAGUUAAGCAGGCGAAUGUCCAUAGUCUUGAUUGGAGGCAAGUAGUCUAUGUUUUCUAACUAUGCAUCAUUUGUAACAAAGAGAUUUAGCAGUGAGGUGUCUCACAUGAAUUUGGGUCAUUUGUAGAGAUAGAUAAUCAGGGCUUCUUAUGUUGUUUUUUUUUUUUUUUUUUGUUUUGUUUUUUUAGCUUGUCGCAUUUAGUAGCGUUUCUUAGUGCUUAUCGGCGUCUUCAUGCCUUUCUAACAGGAUGAAGGAUUUAUGUGGUCAUUUUUAUCAUUAUAGAUUUUAUAGUCUGAAAAUUGGGUGUAUCCUUUGUAACACACAGUCUUUCUUAGCCAAACAAGAUUACAACCUUUUACAUGAUUUAAUACUAAUCAAAAGACAUGGAAGCACAAAAAAAAGGACAUCUUGAUUCUAGGUGCUAGAAGUUUUCACUGUAAACCACCUUAAAUCCUCACUGCACUGGUCCACACAGCUUUUUACUCAUUAUGCUAAGAGACGCUUCAUCGUUUUGAGGAUCAUUUUGUCUCCCUUUUCGACCACCUCUGCAUUACCCUUUUUACUCGUCGUUACCUGUUUAAGCAACUAGAAAUCCGACAGACUGUGUUUGUGGGGCAUUCUGAUAAUUAUGUACUUGAUAUUUACUGUUUAUGAUGUCAAUAUUGUUCUUACCGGUGCUGGUCUAACAAAUUUGGAUGCACUUUUGAUAGCAGAAGGUUGGUGUGACUCAGAUAGACGUGUUCCUCAGUCGGAAGCGGGAAAGGCUCGGCCAUAUUGUUGUGACACUGGUGUAAUUGUAUGGAAAUGGCCGUGGGUUCUACCUCUUGUUACCUGUUAAAGUGUAAUGGUAACAUCACACUGCUGGCCAUUUCUGUAUAAUUACCCCUGCUAUCUAUCGAAUUGGCAUUGUUUGAGUCUUGCAUUUGCAGUAGAGGUUUGAAACUUUUCGUAUGCAUGGUGGUGAACUCGCUUUUUCAGUUUGUGUUUUGUUUUUUGUUUUCUAGACUUUUACGCAAACCGUCAAGAGAGGAUUUUAAUUUUUAAUUCAUGUGAGGUUUUGAUUUUAAGCCUUGAGCUGUAUGACCAAAUUUUUGAAGCGUGCAUACAUACAUGUAUUCACACGCAGCUUUCCCUUUUUUUAUUGUUUCAUUUUAUUCUAUGCACCGAUGAAAUGACACCAUAUUCCCACCUGAGCAGUUUAGCAACACAUGCACAGCAGACAUCACAUUUAAACCUUAAAUAUCCAGGAUUCGAAGACAAUGAAAGAACGCAUGUAGGUUCACUGUUAGUUUGCAGGUUAAAAAAAACAUAACAGUAGAAUAACCCCCCCCCCUUGCUAUAAACCUCUCUACUCUUUUACACAUUUAAUGCUUCAGGUUCAAAACAAAUGAGGCUUAGUUAAGUUUUGUUGUUCUUAUGUUAGUUGGCUCUCUUCUGGGAGAUGUGAAUGUUUUCUUCGCUGUGUGAAUACAGGCUUUUUGUUAAUUUUUUGUUGUGUUUUUUUCUUUUGGUCAAUAUUGCCACAAGGGUCCACGUUUUUCAAUCCUCUGAAUGUUAAGUCCUUCGGAUGUCUCUCACAAGGGGAUGUUUUGGCAUUUAGUAUUUAAUUCGAGGAUGCCUGUUAUGUAUUGUGUAGGAGGGUGGAAGGUGAAGUGAAAAUAGAACACUUUUUUUUUUUUUUGCCCACAGUAUCAUGUGUGUCCUUAAAAGGAAAUGGCUUAAAGGUCCAGUGUGUAAUAUUUUGGGGGGAUUUAGGAGGAUGUAAUUGCAGGAAGUGAGAAUUGUGUUUUGUUACCUUGGAGGGAGCCACCGCCGUGUUUCCACAGUAGCUCAGAAUGGACUUCCUCCCCUUUUUUUCCGUUCAUAGCAAGUGGCAUCCAGCCUUAAGGUGCAUUAUCUUCACCGAUUUGAGUUUUACUUCCUUAACUGAAAAGCUCAGAAUGUUUACGUGUUUUUUGCAGCCACUGUAGGUAAUUGAGGAGCAAUUCAUUGGGUUGUAAUAUGCAACUUCGCCACUAGAUGUCACUAAAUAUUAGGGGUGCAACAGUACACGUCGUACCAAACAGUACGCCCCUCACGGUUCGGUACGAGCAUGUACCGCAGUACGGCUCAUUUGUCAUUUUCAAAUGAAUUUCUGGACAACUUCCAUUUAUAUUAGAGCUUUGGAAGAUGACUGACUUACGGAAUUCUACUGUCAUUGGUUGGAGCUGGAUGUGGAGCCCGUCUAAAGCAUUGCAUGGCAGAGCCCAGCCUGAGCCGGACGUGGAGCACAGCCCUUCUACUUCCAACUACCCUUCUCAAUAUUAACAUUAGUAUCCACAUUAGUAAAACCUCCUCUGUCGUCACCAUGUUUGUUAUUACUGACUGUCGUCCUCUCAAAUAACUUUACUCUUCUUCAUGGUAUUCGGCCAGUAUGGUAAUUAAGAGCAGCGCCCUCUUUUGGAUUGACUGAGAAACGAUCAUUCCAACAUACAUGACGCAUGGAAGUAUGGAGGCAGUGACAACAUUAGAAAUGGACGUACCUAUUUACGUACAUAAAGCAAACAUAAAUGAGGCUUAAGGCUCUCCAUCAGCUCCAAGUCACAGCUGGCACAGCUGGGCUAUAGCCAGCCUCUACGUCCGUACCGUACCGUGAACCAUGACUGAAGAACCGCAAUACGCAGUGAACCAUGGGUAACCUGUACCGUUGCACCCCUACUAAAUAUCGCACACUGAACCUUUAAACGACGGCUUUGUACUUGUUACUGCUUAUUCGUGUUUUACAUGACCUAUACCAGCACCUUAGAGUAACAGAUCAGAAUGGCAUUUACUUAUCCUGUAAAACAAAACACAAACCUUGGACGAUGACAUUUUUGCACUAAAAUAAGAAUGGAUUUUUGUAGCUGUCGCAGCAUUUAAGAAUACGCAAAUUAGCAGUCUUUUUCGUCUCCGGUUGGCACGGGUGGCAUUUAAAGACAAAAGAUGCAGAGCAGGGUUGUGUUUUGCUUGAGAUCAGUGUGUAUUCUGCCACGCCAGCUGAUCAGGAGGGAUUCUACCUAGCCAUCCAGCACUCAGAGGUUAAAACAAAAUCCUGAUGCCUUUUUUAAAUGUUACAGAAAGAGUGGCAUUUAGCAUUUGAGUGGGUGGGUAAGGAGAGUGGAACGUUCACCAUACUUAAGUAAAGGAGAUUUGUGUCGGACGUAACUACUUACAUAUCAAAACUUAUUUGAUUACAAUGAGCCAAAAAAAAAAAGAAUGUGUAUUGAACAAAUGAAUACACCAGCCGGGGUGAAAAGUGUCGCCGUUUUUACAAGUUAAGGUGUGUAGAGAGGUGUCAUAACAUUUUAAGCACAGGCGAUGGAAUUGUCAAAACAGUCUUUUUCUUACAACAAAUGAACUCGGCACGUUCACAGUUCGGCAGUUUUUGUAUAUUUCAACUAGACGAGGCCGGGUUUUUAAUUAAACAGCAUAUCAUAAGCUAAUUUAAGUGAUCGGCAAACUUAACCUGGCUUUUUAAUGGAUAAAAGUCUGAAUCCAAAGGAAGCAGGAGCUUUUGAAUCAGUAUCAUGACCCUCUGUAUAGUAAUGUCUUUUCUUUCUGCCUCUCUUCGUCUCUUGUAGAGAAACUAUCGCUGACAUAAAUAAACCUCUUGUAGAGUAGAACCUAUUUUCCUAUUAACAAUGAAUGUACUUAGAGCCUGUGUGGUUUGUCAUAUAUAGUAAAGGCUAUCUGUCCAGUACAUUUAUGCUUACCGUUGCUUCUCGUGUACAGCCUUUACAGCGUUCUUUAUAAACGGCAACAUUUAAGUUUGUUUUUCUAAUUUAUAGGCUUAAAUAACAGCAGAAGGUUCAUACGUUUUUAUCUCUGAUAGUUGAUCGAUUUUAACCAUCACCCACAUAACAGCUAAUAUCUUUCAUUUUGGGGAUUCAGAGGACAGUUGAGGACGUUGGCUACUGUAGUUCGACACUGGUGCAGAGUCGUCAUCCUGUUCCUUGUCGUCUUUUUUUUUUUUUUUUUUUUUUUUUUGCAUAAGCUAACACAACACCUGUUUUUCGCUCUCGGACUUCGGAUUUCGACAUUUUUAUCCAGUCUUUCGCAGUCACCCUCUGGAAUUCAGCUCAGAAUCUCAAAUUUACAGUAGACUUUGUUUUCUUCUUACUUUCCGUGAUUGUAUUGCUACACCGCUGUUUUUUUUUUAUGUUUCCAUAUAGAUUUACAUAGCACUCAUAGCAGAUUUUCCAGUUCUUAAUCCCAGGUGAGCCCUUUUUGGAAGAUCUUUUCUUUUAUCAUGUUCACCCAGUUGUGUAGUAGUGGUCUUUACAGUGAAAAUUUUGUCGAAUAUAUAAGAAAGAAUAAUUUAUAGCCCUUCAUGUUGCAAUGUCUCCAGUUUUACAAGUCAAAUAUUUAUCAAAAAAAAGGACAGGAAACAAGGAUCUUUUGCAUGCAUGUGAACGCAUACCACACAGAGUCAAUGAGUAGAAAUGAAUUAUUAACUUCAUAUAAUUUUCCAGAAAGAUGAUUUCCUGUUUCAGAAAUGCAGGCUGCUUGUAGACCUGGCUCGGGGGUGAAAAAAGCGAGGAAAUGAGCUCAGAAUGUUGGGAUCGUCCUCAUAUGUGACCCAGCAGUUCCUGGUGGACAUUAGGGUCAAGGAACCAAGAAGAGAACUGUUACAGAGCUUCACCAAACCAAACCAAGUAACGCCAUCCAGCUGACCUACAUCCACUCACUUAGAUGGAUGUUUUUGUUUUUGUACAGUGAAAGCAUUUCUAGUCUUCAGAAGGACUUGGCUUUUUAUUUACCAACUCGGAGAAAAACUACCUCAGAGCAGUGUCAGGUGCUAGCUAACAAUAGCCCUAAUUUAUAAUCGUAACAAAAUCGACAAAUUGUAGUGACCAAACCGACACAAGCCAAUAUCACACAAGAGCACUGUUCUUUCUUGAACCUUAAUAAAUGGAAAACCAAGUAAUGACGUAGGACUGGUUGGUUGCUUUAGUUGGUUACAUUUUCGGGGACCAAAUUUUUGUAAUUGGUGGUCAGUUCUCAUUGUUUCAUAUGAGUCUUUUUUUUUUUUUUUUUUACUUAAAUUAUUUUUAGGCGACAAAAGCAACCCUGCACAACCUAUGAGUCCCAUCUGUAAUUGUGAAAUGUGCCAUCGAGGCGUCAGCGUGGACGUAGUGGGCUGUUUGUCGCUGUGGUGGAGUUCAUAUGUAUAGCAAUAACAUUUGGUUGGUAAUUAUUUGUAACGCUCAAACUAUUAGUCAGAACUAUUAACUUGGGUAGAAAAGCAGUCAAAUCCAACGACUAGUUUCCGUGAGUCAUCAUGACAUCUUGUGCUGUUUUUUGCCUAACUAUGUCUUGACAUUUUGGCGCCACCUAUUGUCUGAUUGUCUUUUUUUUUUUUUCCUACUUGAUAGAGCCACUCGACAUAAUCCAAUAAGUAGAUGUUCUCUGCCAUGAUAACCCAGUACUGCAAUAACAUCAGGGCGGACGUCCCUGUCUCUCUGUUUCUACACUUAGAUCCAGCGCCAUGUUUCACAAAAAUCUAGUUUUGUCACACUUGACAAUUUGCAAAGGGAAUACAACACAUUUGGACAUACUUUACAGUGUAUCCACACAUUGUAAACUUCAACGAAAAGGUACAUAUGAGUUUGCGUUUGCUUAACCGAAAACAUCCAGCGUGUUUUGUCGUCGUUUUAUGUGUGCCUUUUGUCGGAUCUUUUUUUCGUCUUUUCCAUCAACCCCAACCUUGGGUUUGUAAAUUCUCUUUUGUUUUCUCUCCACAUAAAGGUUUGACAAAAUCUGCCGCACCACAUAAAAAAAAAAGAAAAGGGUUUCUUUUUUUUUUUUCUUGUUGUAAUUAUCAUGCAACCUUUGCGUGUAGAUGCUGCAUAGAACGAUCAGUAUUUGUGUUUUGCACUUUCAAAGCAGUCUCAAAAUAAAAUUGCCCAAUUGAGGUUGGGCAGAAAGUUAAAAAAAAAAAAAAAAGAAGAAAUAACUGACGAGGUAUUUUAUGCUAUCAAUAGGAAUUAUAAGGAAUAAUAUGACUUUGAAGAGCUUUUCUAAAAAGGUUGAUAUAUCUAUAUAUAUUCAUGAAGUACCUCAUAAGCCUGAUAUAUGCUGCAUUGACUUUUUUUCUUUAGUGUACUUCAUAAUGUCCAGUAAAAUAUACAUUUUUUUCCCCAGUGGGAGGUUUGAACGUCACUACAGGCUGUGCCCACGCCUCGACCAGUCAAUCUGUUGCAACCAAGGAGCGUGUUAAACCUAGUGGCCAAAUGAUAACAUGUCAUUUAUGCAAUUUAACGCAAACACAUUCUCAUCAUAACUUCUCUCAGCUACAGCCGUGUUAUUUUUUUUUCCCCCCCGUGCCGUCGUCUUUUAUUUUCUGUGUCCGCGUAGCCAAAAAUAUCGAUUUUAGUCGACGACGAUUUGAACUGGCGAGACUGUUGACUCAGGUAUUGCCGCUAAAAGGGCUGUAUCUGCUUUUACUGUGUCCCUGUCCUGACUCCGCCCCCUUCGUCUCCCUCCUGCACCUUUGUCUUAACAUAGCCUUAGAUACACAAGGUUUUUCUAUUUGGCCUUAAACAAAUUUUAUGCACUACAAUUCCAUAGACUUGAGAGCUGGAUUCCUAUUGUGACAUUUUUUUUUUUUUUUUUUUUUGUCGUUUUUCUUCCAACUUCACAUCGUGUCAUCGCCGUGUUAUCUACCUCUUAUGAAUGUAGGGGCUGUCCUGGAGUUGUAGUCGACUGCAAAAUUAUACAUUUUCUUAUUGAUUUAAGAAAAGCAGACAAUCAUCUUUAGAUUCUGAGAUGUAUAUUUACACAUAUAUAUAAAAUACUCCCCUAUUCGUUCGUCAAACAGGAUUCCAGGACACUCCAGUUUUUUGUUUUUUUUUGUUCUUCCUCCCCUCAACGGCCCCUUUUUAUUUUAUUUUAUACAUUGCGCUUCUUUUUUUUUUUUUUUUUACAUGAUAAAGCCAUGAUGGAGAAACAAAGUGACCAAAGUCUCUGGGCUAAAAGCACAGCAGCGUGACUUCAAACCUCCCAUUCAUGUAAUAUUUUUGAGCUCAGUUUAAGUUGUCGUUACUUCUUACCUUUCUUUCUCUUUCUCUCUCUUCUCCCUUAUUUAAACCACAACAUGCCAAAACUGAAUUUGCUGUCAUUCCUGUCCUGGUGAGGGUCUUUACGUUGCUGAUUUUAAUUUGUUUCACAUCCACUGCUAAGCUCCUCGUUCUUGUUGUUGUAAAGUUGUAAGCUUUGAUUUCUAUUUUACAUUUCCUUAUUUUUGUUAACAAUUAUGCUUACAGAACACAAGAUAUGCUGUAAACCCUGUUAGGACAUAAUGUGAAUACGUAUCACUUAAUAUAGUUCACUCUUUGGCUUGACUGUAAGUUGCGUUAAUUAAUAAAAAUGUUGGAAAAUGUU